Messenger RNA from Symphalangus syndactylus (siamang), 1171 nucleotides. RefSeq names its product PDZ and LIM domain 4 (gene PDLIM4). Gene Ontology annotation, molecular function: actin binding; muscle alpha-actinin binding. Lineage: Eukaryota; Metazoa; Chordata; Mammalia; Primates; Hylobatidae. Gene Ontology annotation, biological process: actin cytoskeleton organization; muscle structure development; heart development. Gene Ontology annotation, cellular component: Z disc; adherens junction; stress fiber. The record is from RefSeq and is a predicted model, not a curated record.
GCGGCGGCUGCGGCGGCGGCGGCUCCUCGAGAGUCCGGCUCAGGCUCCGGCUGCGGCUCCAGCCCGCGAUGCCCCAUUCCGUGACCCUGCGCGGGCCUUCGCCCUGGGGCUUCCGCCUGGUGGGCGGCCGGGACUUCAGCGCGCCCCUCACCAUCUCGCGGGUCCAUGCUGGCAGCAAGGCUGCAUUGGCUGCCCUGUGCCCAGGAGACCUGAUCCAGGCCAUCAACGGCGAGAGCACAGAGCUCAUGACACACCUGGAGGCACAGAACCGCAUCAAGGGCUGCCAUGAUCACCUCACACUGUCUGUGAGCAGGCCUGAGGGCAGGAGCUGGCCCAGUGCCUCUGAUGACAGCAAGGCUCAGGCACACAGGAUCCACAUUGACCCUGAGAUCCAGGAUGGCAGUCCAAUAACCAGCAGGCGGCCCUCAGGCACUGGGACUGGGCCAGAAGAUAGCAGACCAAGCCCGGGAUCUCCAUAUGGACAACCCCCUCGCUUUCCAGUCCCUCACAAUGGCAGCAGCGAGGCCACCCUGCCAGCCCAGAUGAGCACCCUGCAUGUGUCUCCACCCCCCAGCGCUGACCCAGCCAGAGGCCUCCCGCGGAGCCGGGACUGCAGAGUCGACCUGGGCUCCGAGGUGUACAGGAUGUUGCGGGAGCCGGCCGAGCCCGUGGCCGCGGAGCCCAAGCAGUCAGGCUCCUUCCGCUACUUGCAGGGCAUGCUAGAGGCCGGCGAGGGCGGGGAUUGGCACGGGCCUGGCGGCCCCCGGAACCUCAAGCCCACGGCCAGCAAGCUGGGCGCUCCGCUGAGCGGCCUGCAGGGGCUGCCCGAGUGCACGCGCUGCGGCCACGGCAUCGUGGGCACCAUCGUCAAGGCGCGGGACAAGCUCUACCAUCCCGAGUGCUUCAUGUGCAGCGACUGCGGCCUGAACCUCAAGCAGCGUGGUUACUUCUUUCUGGACGAGCGGCUCUACUGUGAGAGCCACGCCAAGGCGCGCGUGAAGCCGCCCGAGGGCUACGACGUGGUGGCGGUGUACCCCAAUGCCAAGGUGGAACUCGUCUGAGCUGGGACCCUGCUCCCGCCCCUGCUUCUUAAGGUCCCUGCUCGGCCGGUGUAAAUAUGUUUUGCCCUGUCCCUCUAAUAAAGUUCCUCUGCUCCACCUUGAACCUGUCA